Phytophthora nicotianae INRA-310 is the source of this 288-nucleotide messenger RNA. RefSeq lists its product as hypothetical. The record is from RefSeq and is a predicted model, not a curated record. The transcript has a single exon. Lineage: Eukaryota; Oomycota; Peronosporomycetes; Peronosporales; Peronosporaceae. The coding region runs from base 1 to 288 and encodes 95 amino acids.
AUGUGCGAUCCCACGGACCAGGAGGUGCUCGACGCCGAGGACUACAUGCGCAAAAUCAUGAACCAACUUGCUAUAUUCAAGGUUCUGCACCCAGCAAAAAAGCAAGCAGGGUCCUGGCACGUAUCGCGGUCCAGAAAGAGAAGACAUCAAGCGAAGUGCGCUGUUACACGAAGUGAAACCAAGAUCGACCACGCAAACUUUUUCAAGGCCAUGAAAAUGGAAGAUAUAUUGAACAUUUCUGGGUCAAGCUACGCCUACGAGAUCUGCAUGCCAGCAGUCCAGUGUUAA